Molecule: messenger RNA, 426 nt
Organism: Kuraishia capsulata CBS 1993
Lineage: Eukaryota; Fungi; Ascomycota; Pichiomycetes; Pichiales; Pichiaceae
Exons: 1
Coding region: 1-426 (141 amino acids)
Biological process (GO): endoplasmic reticulum to Golgi vesicle-mediated transport
Cellular component (GO): TRAPP complex
Source: RefSeq, a predicted model, not a curated record
AUGCAGAUAUACACGUUAUAUAUUCUCAACAAGAGUGGUGGACUGGUGUACCACAACGAUUUCCAACCGGGAUUGCUCCAAUUGACCACUAACGAGUCUCUGGUCAUGGCCAGCACUAUCCACUCGAUACAUGCGAUCAGCUCCAAGAUCACCCCGGCAAACGCAAAGACCAAUGACCUCUAUAACAACAACAAAUCUGGGCUGAGAAUAAUAGAAACCGAAAACUUCCAGAUAUACGUCUACCAGACCAUCACAGGUGUCAAGUUCAUUGGGUUUGCUAAUGACACCAACCUAGCCGAGAUGGAGGUGUGGUUCAAGAAAGUCUACCUGUGCUACUCGGAUUACGUGAUGAAAAACCCAUUUCAACAAUUGGAUAUGCCCAUCAAAAAUGACAACUUUGAUCGCAUAGUCAGGCAAACCGUGUGA